Messenger RNA from Rattus norvegicus (Norway rat), 4239 nucleotides. NCBI's taxonomy places the organism in Eukaryota, Metazoa, Chordata, Mammalia, Rodentia, Muridae. The record is from RefSeq and is a predicted model, not a curated record.
UGUGGUGUGUGGUGUGUGGUGUGUGGUGUGUGGUGUGUGGUGUGUGGUGUGUGGUGUGUGGUGUGUGGUGUGUGGUGUGUGGUGUGUGGUGUGUGGUGUGUGGUGUGUGGUGUGUGGUGUGUGGUGUGUGGUGUGUGGUGUGUGGUGUGUGGUGUGUGGUGUGUGGUGUGUGGUGUGUGGUGUGUGGUGUGUGGUGUGUGGUGUGUGGUGUGUGGUGUGUGGUGUGUGGUGUGUGUGUUUUGUAGUUGUUGUUGUUGGUUUUGUUUGCUCUUUGUUUUGUGUGUGUUUUACUUUUUGUUUGGUUGUUGCUUUGUGUGCAUAUGUGUAUGUGAUUGUGUGUGUUUUGUUUUUGUUUGUUUUUGUGUGUUGUUAUAGUGUUUGUUUGCUUGUUUGUUUGUUUGGUGUGCAUGUUCAGAUGUAGGCCAGAGGACAACACUGGGAACUUUCUCCACCUUUUCUAGUUUACUGGGGUCUCUCACUGAACAUAGAGUUCACUAAUUUCACUGGACUACCUGGGCAACAAACUCCAGGGAUCCUCCUCAGCCUUGGGUCUGUACGUGUGCAUUGCUGCAUCUGACAUUUUUAUGUUAGUAUUAGGGAUCUGAACUCAGCUCUCCACACUUGCAUGGUAAAGUGCCUGAUUGACUAGGCUAUCUCCCCAGUCUCAGUAAUACUAAUUUUCAAAAUUAUUUCCUAAAGUACAUAAUACACUUACAAAAACACAGAAAGAAAAUAUUGAGGCAAAACAUAGAAUGUGUCUGGUCGGAUGUAUUCUCCAUGAGGUUACUGGAUGUAAAAGAAGUAGAUAUUUGGAAAAAAAACAUAAAGAUAGAAAUCUGUGUUCUGAGAGGACGGUAGCAGGUACCUAGGUUCUAUCAAGGGGGGAAGAAAGUGUAUAUUCCCAUCAUAGAGGAUAUAGCGCGAUGCAGGAGCCAACCAUCUGAGAACUUCAGACACUAAAGUUGAGAAGCUAACAGGAGGGGUGACUCGGUGUUAAACUGCCACACUACCUUCUUCAGUCAUGUUUUAGAACAAUGGACGGAACGGGUUCUGAAGCCUCAGAUGAAGCAGAAUAGGUAGUAGUCCAGUAUGCCUGCACUGGAGAAGUAAGUGGACCCAGGUGAGAGAGCCAUGCAGACCAAGAGAAUCUGUACCUACCUGAAGUUCAGGCACACACACACACACAACACACACACACACACACACACAUACACACACACACACGCACACACACAUACACACACAACACAACACACACACACAAAAUACACACAUGCACACACACGCACAUACACACACACACACACACACACACACACACACUAAUUAUAUGCAGUAGGGUGAACUAGCAUUUUCACCCUAUAGUUGAGGUGAAAUUUUAUAGUUGAGCUCUGGAAUAUAAUGCAUACACGUAGAGUCAGACUCUUUAGGUGGUUUAUGUAUGCACACAUAUGAAGAUGUAUGUAGUUCCAAGAUCCUGGCUUCUAACCCAGCUUUCCCAGGUCUGUCCUCACUACCUACCUGCCUUCGAGCCCCAGCAAUAUCCCUGAUUCAUCUGUUUUGUAAUCCAUCUCUCCCUCUUCCCGUGCUCCGUGCCCACGGCUUCCGCGCUCACAUUCCACUGCUCCAUAGAUUUUGUUUGAAGUGCUCUCUCACAGCCCUCUCCCUUCCUCAUUUAUCGAGACUUAUUCACUCAUAAAUUCAGCCUCUCAAAUGUGCAGGGUGCUCUGUGAGAUGCACUCCAUCCCUGUCUCUGCCGAGCUCGUCGCCUGUCAGGACAGGCCGGCAGACACUGAAAAAUAAGGAUAAUUAUUUGUCAAUAAUAGUGAGGUUUAGGAAGUGUGCCACGUGGAUGGUGCCAAGUCUAAUGCCAGGGUGGCUGUGCAGGGUUUCUAGAGGACGAGUUAUAUAUGUUUGUAGUGUGAGGGAGAAUAUGGGACAGCUGAGGCCAACUUAAAAGCACGAGGUUUUUACUGGAAUAGAAGUAGGUUCAUUGCUAAGGCUUGCAUGCUCUGAAAACUUGAGGGCCUCAGUCUUCAGAACAGCUGAUUGGCAGAGCACUUGCCUAGAAUGGGAAAAUCUGAAUUUUGAUUCCCAGCCCCAGAUAUAAAGAAACAAUGGUAAGAACAAUGGCAAUGGUGAAAAUGGUGAGUGCUGGGAGUGCUCGUAUUGGUUUUGCGAGCAAGUUGGCCAUGUUACAUUCCACAGAAUAGAGCAGACCAACCUAAACCUACACCAUACACAUCAGAAGAGUCUUUUUCCAGUCACGAUACUCUUAGAACGUGCCUUUGUGGAGUUCUUUGAAUCCACAAAGAUUACUGUUAGUCUUGUUUAAUGCCACGGAAAAGUCAUUUGAAGAAAAACUCCUAAAGACUAGGAGUCUUAACUCCUAAAAGCAUGUUAGUGACUGUCGUGAGGGUGACGUUUGAUUUGACUGAUUUGACUGACAGGUGAACUCAGCGUGUCUCCAAUGGGAUCACACAAAGCCACUGCAUUGUCUAGACUUGAAGUAAAAUGCAAAUAGCCCAUCACAAGGGGUACAAGGGCCUGGGAUCAAUCCAUGGAGAAGCCCUUUGGCUCUUGAGCUUGGAUUGAUUCCCUGUUUUAACUUUUGACUGUCUUCUGUAUUUCUAGUUAUGUUUCCUAGUCAGUGUCCUGCCCUCAGUUUGGUUUGUUUCAGUGUUCGGAAGACGGAAGACAUUUAAAGUCUCUAGGAUAUGCUAAGGUGCACCUUCUGCGCUCACCCAGCACUCAGCCUGUGACUCUGCACGCAUUCUCAGAUUUAACUUUGCCAUGACAAUCUACACCUUUAAAUAGCAGCAGAGACCUCUCUUUGAAACAAGACACGCACUUACUGAUGGUGAACAUUAGUGAGAGAGUUGUAAAUAUCAACGACUCGAAGGGGAAUAAAAUUCAGAAGAAGAGCCCUCCCACAAGUCACCACUAACACGUAGGAGUUGCACCGUCACUUCUAAUGUCUGUUGAAGCUCCUUGUUGCUUUUAAGGCAGAACGUGAAAACAUAAAUCACUGAAGACACUCUCAACAAAGGAAGAUGGGCAAUCUGAGGCCUUUUGAGUUUGAUGCAGUUUUUUAAAAAUAAAUAUUUAAGUAAGAAAGUACUUCCAGAGUUCUUUGUAGGAUUUCUAUGGGAAAUAGAUGAAAGGCCUAUGAUCUAUUUUUUCCCCCUUUAGCUGUGGUUUCUUCUACCUUGGUCCCAUUUCUAUCCCCAUCUCCAUCCAUAUCUCCAACCUUAUCCCUACUCUCAUCCUGAUUCCUAUCCCCUUCUUGCUCUCCCUCCUCCUCUCUCUACCUAUUUUCAUUUCUAUCUGUCUAUGUUUGUCCCUCCAUAUUAUUUAGGUUGCAUCAGAAACAAUAUCCCAUAAUUCAUGAGCCUGACAGCAUUGAGCAGGUAUAAGAUUCCUAAAGAAACAGUACAUAUCACUCCAAAUAGAUAGAUAGAUAAAUACGUGCAUAGAGGAAUCACAGAGAAAUUCAACAAAUUGGAAUCCAGGACAUGUCGAUAUGUUAGUAGGAAGCUCAGAAAUCUGAUAAAAAUAUUUUUAUAGUUUUGAAAGGCUUCUCAUUUUUUUUUGUAAAGCAUAGCAUUUCUCUGGCCCUUUGAGCUUCUGAAGAUUAUUAUAUGAAGUUUAUACUGCAUGUGUCCCAGACUCGCUCCUUUGCUUCCCAAAAUAAUUCAUCUCCUUCAGUAACACUCUCUUCAAAGUGGAUUUAUUUCUAACCCUUUCACACGUAGCCGGGCACAAAGUGAGGUGCUUUAACUGGAAGUUGCCAGUCACAGGGCAGGAAGCGCAGCAAGUUUUAUCUUCAGCCUUCUCAUCCAGUAUCCUCGGGACGGAACUCAUGGAAACGGAUCUACAGUCAGGUUAGAAAUGCCGGAGCAAGGCGUAAAGCCAGAAGCAGCCGCUGGGAUGGAAGUGUUCCUCACGAUCCGGGGCCACAAGACCAUCAUCUUUAAGGACUCGGAGGAGGAAUCGAGCACCGUGCUUGAACUGAAACGCAUCUUGGAGGGCAUCCUCAAGGGGCCGCCAGGGGAGCAGCGGCUGUACAAGGACGACCAGCUCCUCCAUGAUGGAAAAACUCUGAGCGAGUGCGGCUUCACCGAUCAGACAGCAAGGCAACAGGUCACAGCCACAGUGGACCUGGCCUUCCGAGCAGAUGACACCUUCGAAGCUUUGUGUAUUGAGACCUUCUCCAGCCUUCCGGAACUGGAGAUGUGA